Molecule: messenger RNA, 729 nt
Organism: Parnassius apollo (apollo)
Lineage: Eukaryota; Metazoa; Arthropoda; Insecta; Lepidoptera; Papilionidae
Source: the annotation of a GenBank genome assembly
AUGGCAGUCGCAAAAGAGUCAGUGACAUUAGAGUCUCUUUUGGAAUGGGAACCUGAUAGUUCGGAAGACGGGGAGAUUUUAGAGAGAGUGAAAAGGUUGGCAGAAUUGUAUCUACCUGAUGGAUGGCGCCAGUGGAAAGUCGUUACUCAUUCUAGAGCGGAGCUAUUGGGUGAAGUUUUUGAUUCCCAGAUCUUAAAAAAAAUUAGAUUCAGUCUGCUUACGGUGGAGCUUGCUAGAGCUUUUUGUCCAGAUUGUACCUCGCUUCCGGAAAAAGUAUAUAAAGACAUCAAAAUUAAAAUGCUUGAAUGGCCUUUUUGUGUGGGGCUUAUUAUUGGUCCACCGUCCAUCGGUGCUAGAAUAAGAGGCUCCGCUGUACAAAAUGAAUUAAUCGUAGCCUCACUUACUGAACUCAAGCCUCUCUUGCUAAGUCGAAAAGACGCUUCUUCAUCAUCUAAGUCAAAGAAGCCAAGAAGAAUGUCAAGAAUGGACAAGUUGGAAGAAGAGUUUGGUGAUAUGAAGGACAUGUUUUCCAACUUUAUGAAAAGAUUUGAACCCAUCUCCGAUAAUGAGUCUGAGCCAGAAGAAUCCUACGCUUUUUCUGAAGAUGAACUUCAAAACAGUCAGUCUUUGCAUAAGUCGGAGACUGUUAAAUGGAAGGCGCCAGAUCUACCAUUAGAAGAGGAAGAAGAUGACGAUCCUGACUUUAUUCCGCAAACUAAGAAACAAUAA